Oreochromis niloticus (Nile tilapia) is the source of this 1726-nucleotide messenger RNA. It is a transcript of the gene dhrs9, whose product is annotated as dehydrogenase/reductase (SDR family) member 9. Gene Ontology annotation, molecular function: oxidoreductase activity. The coding region runs from base 163 to 1122 and encodes 319 amino acids. The record is from RefSeq and is a predicted model, not a curated record. Gene Ontology annotation, biological process: steroid metabolic process. NCBI's taxonomy places the organism in Eukaryota, Metazoa, Chordata, Actinopteri, Cichliformes, Cichlidae. The transcript is spliced from 7 exons. Gene Ontology annotation, cellular component: intracellular membrane-bounded organelle.
CCCUUAGAGUCAACCACUAUCCCCGGAAGUUUCGGAGUACUGGCAACAAAUGAAAUAGAGGCGAGAGAAAAAUGAACUUCUUAUCUCUUCUCGGUGGAGGUUCAUGCUUCGCUGCGCUGCAAGUCUGAUUUCAUGUACUGACUUUGGAAAACACGCAGAAAAAUGUUUCUGUACAUCCUCGGUCUGGUGGCUGUUUGGUUCGUCUAUCGCUGGUACAGAGAAACCAAAAGAGUCUCCAACAAGGAGGACAAGUAUGUGUACAUCACAGGUUGCGACUCCGGGUUUGGUAAUCUCCUGGCGAGGCACCUGGACAAGCUGGGCUUCCGCGUGAUUGCAGGCUGUUACACCGGGAAGGGUGAGGAUGAGCUGAAGAAGGUCUCCUCCGACAGGCUGACCACCAUCCACCUGGACGUCACCGACUCUGAGAGUGUGAGCAAAGUGGCAGCUUUCAUCAAGACUCUGGUUGGACAGAAGGGCCUCUGGGCCGUCGUGAACAACGCUGGAAUCUCAGUGCCGUCCGGUCCCAACGACUGGCUCACCAUAGACGAUUUCAAGCCUAUGAUAGCGGUCAAUCUGCUCGGCGUCAUCGACGUGACCCUGAGUGUCCUCCCCCUCAUCAAGAAGGCCAAAGGCAGGGUGAUAAACAUCGCCAGUGUUUGUGGUCGAAUCAGCCCAUUCGGCGGACCUUACUGUGUGUCCAAGUAUGGAGUGGAGUCCUUCAAUGACAGCCUCCGCCUCAACAUGGCACCAUUUGGAGUCAAGGUGCUAUGCAUUGAGCCCGGGUUCUUUAAAACAAACGUGACUGACACGGCUAUGUUGAAGAAUAACUUGAUGAAGCUCUGGGACAGAUUACCUCAGGAAGUGAAGGACGACUAUGGGCAUGGUUUCUUGGACAUAAUGCUUGAACAGUUGGACGAGAGGUACAGGCAGCUUGUAGACGGGGACCUGAUGAAGGUGGUCGGCUGUAUGGAGCACGCCAUCUCUGCCCUUUAUCCACGCACUCGCUACUCCCCAGGAUGGGACGCCAAGUUCUUCUGGUUGCCCAUGUCGUACAUGCCGAGCUGGCUGUCAGACACUUAUUUCAUUAAAAGUACCCCCAGACCCAAAAUAUCUGUGCUGUAGUUUCUGUAACGUCAGUCAGUGAAGGAUUUUGGGCUAAUCUGAAGAUUAUAUGUGUGUGUGUUUAUUUUCUUACAAUAAUUAUGACUCUAGACAUUAUUACAUCUAUUUAAUUGACUAAUAGAGCUGCUCUCAGUAGAGUACAUGUCAGGUAAUGAAGAAACCUUUGAGCACUGACAAUUAACUUUGUGUCAAGUCAUGUAAUAAUCUUGACUGCUGUGUCAUCUCAACUUUGUUAAUAAAGCAAAAUAUCCUAACACGUAUUCGUCCUACAUAUCGAAGACUGUGUGCUCUGUAACCUUUAGUCAGAGAUAUUGUGCUUUCACGAUUGAUUUCAGUUGGAAGGGGAGUGCUGUUAUCAAAACCAGGGCUCAUGCCUGGUAUUACACAACCUUUUAGACCCUCCUGUUAUAUCGGACUUUGACUCUGCAGACUUGUUACAUAAUUUCACCUUCAUCACCAGGUUUUGAUGUAGAAAGGACCUUUCAGUUAAUUUUCAGGGGUGAAGCAGCAGAAACAUCUAAAGCUGUAACCAUGGUAUUUACAGACAGUCUAGCAGCUUAUUUGGCAGAGAGAUUCCUACAAGGUUGAUGGUUUCAGCCAAAAA